Molecule: messenger RNA, 1218 nt
Organism: Fraxinus pennsylvanica
Lineage: Eukaryota; Viridiplantae; Streptophyta; Magnoliopsida; Lamiales; Oleaceae
Source: the annotation of a GenBank genome assembly
AUGCGGUGUUCAGUAAGGAAAAGGAGAGAUUAUAAGUUCUUAGUUUUGAUUCAUUUAAUUUUCGUCCUUCUGGAAUGCAGUUUUCCGGUGGGCGCAAUUUUGGACCCGAUUGAUUUCUUGGCAUUGCAGUCGAUCCGGAAGAGUUUGGAUGAUUUGCCCGGGUCGAAUUAUUUUGCUUCGUGGGAUUUUACUUCGGAUCCAUGCAAUUUUGCUGGUGUGUUCUGUGAUGGAGAUAAAGUUAUCGCUCUGAAUCUUGGUGAUCCACGGGCCGGGUCUCCGGGCUUAACUGGUCGGAUAGACCCGGCGAUUGGGAAACUGUCUGCUCUUGCAGAGUUUACUAUAGUUCCUGGCCGGAUCAUUGGGUCUCUACCUCAAACUCUGUCUCAGUUGAAGAACCUCAGGUUUCUUGCUGUCAGCAGGAACUUCAUCUCCGGUGAUAUUCCGGCAACUCUGGGCGAGCUCCGGGGACUACAAACGCUUGAUCUUAGCUUUAAUCAAUUUUCAGGUAGCAUUCCGUGGUCUAUCGGAACUCUACCAGCGUUAUCAAACGUCAUUCUUUGUCACAACAAGCUGUCUGGUUCCGUCCCGCCGUUUGUUUCCCGUACCCUAACCCGGCUCGAUCUCAAGCACAAUGAUCUCUCCGGUUCCAUUUCCCCACUGGGACUACCCCCAUCACUCCAAUACCUCUCAUUAUCAUGGAACCGGCUGACAGGGCCAGUGGACCUGCCGCUGACCCGUCUAGACAGGCUGAACUACCUCGACCUCAGCAUGAACCAGUUCACCGGCUGCAUUCCCGGCAAUUUAUUCACGUUCCCAGUCACCAACCUUCAACUACAAAGAAACCAGUUUUCCGGCCCAGUUGAACCAGUCGAUCAGGUGACAAUCCCAACUGUUGAUCUCAGCUUCAACCGGUUGUCAGGUGGGAUUUCUCCGUUAUUCUCUACAGUCCAGAACUUAUAUCUAAACAAUAACCGGUUCACCGGAGAAGUCCCGGGAAGCUUCGUCGACCAGCUAUUAUCCGCCAGUAUACAAAUCCUGUAUUUACAGCACAAUUAUUUGACAGGAAUCGAGAUUAAUCCUGCAGCUGCGAUUCCACUAAGCAGCUCAUUGUGCCUACAGUAUAAUUGUAUGGUGCCGCCUAUACAGACGCCAUGCCCAUUCAAAGCUGGGAAGCAAAAAACAAGGCCUACUGAACAGUGCACACAGUGGAAAGGGUAA